AUGACCGAGCCCGCAAUGCUACUUCUACUCGCCAGUCCCUGGUGUCCCAUCAAUCCACUCGGCGCAGUCAACGUGCGCAAUAGGUUCGAGAUAUUACGCCCCGACCUAUGCGACCUGUCGAGACUCGUGGAUCUACGAACAGCCCGUCUGAAGGCGAUUGCGAGUAACCACCCACGACAAGCAAAACGAGGCAUCGAGUGGGAUCUGGAGGUCGUGAUCACCACUCCCACUGGUAGGAAGGAUGGAACUAUGGAUAUCAUCUUUCGCCAGAUCUUCACCAUGCUAGAACUAAGAAAGUCACAAUCCAAGAAAAUCCGGAACAGUUCACAUGAGACCAGGUCUAGCAUGGCGAUACCACAGAUAUCUGAGAGCACCACCCAGGUAUCGAUGUCAGUCGACGACCCGCUGAAAUGGGCUGCGAUUUGCAAGGACUACAACUUUAUCCACCUAUCGGGAGCGGCGGCGAAGGCCUUUGGUCUACCUGGAAAGAUUGUGCAUGGAAAUCACACAAUCGCUAAAGCUCUACAUCUAAUGACGGACUCGAAAAGCUUGCAGCCACCGUUCACCACUUCCUCAUGGAUGGAGGUGCAGUUCAGAAGGCCUAUGGUUGUACCCGGUGUCUUCGAUGUCAGUUUACGCGAAUCUGGCAAACCUAGCAAGACGCUCUCAGUCUCUUUUCAGGGAAAAGACUGCGCGAUUGCGGAGUUCGGGAGCCUUCAGCAAUGA
This is a messenger RNA of Alternaria infectoria, 726 nucleotides long. RefSeq lists its product as uncharacterized. The record is from RefSeq and is a predicted model, not a curated record. NCBI's taxonomy places the organism in Eukaryota, Fungi, Ascomycota, Dothideomycetes, Pleosporales, Pleosporaceae. The transcript has a single exon. Bases 1 to 726 code for a protein of 241 amino acids.